AUGAUUCAAGUGUUACAGAUUGUGAAGGAGCUAGUGUCGCCAGCAAGACGUAGAACAGAUGCUGUGAAGAAAGAUUCAGAUGCCCAGCAGGAUGCUGCUAUCAAACUUGCCCAAGAACGAGCUGAGAUAGUUGCCAAGUAUGACAAAGGACGAGAGGGUGCCCAGAUUGAACCUUGGGAAGAUGCAGACUACCUUCUUUACAAAGUCACAGAUAGAUUUGGUUUUCUACAUACAGAGGAGCUUCCUUUUCAUGAUGCAGCAAUAGAAAGGCAAAAGCACCUUGAAAUUGAAAGAACUACAAAAUGGCUAAAAAUGCUGAAGAGCUGGGAAAAAUAUAAGAACAGCGAAAAGUUCCAUAGGAGAAUUUAUAAAGGAAUCCCACUGCAGCUGAGAGGUGAAAUCUGGUGUUUACUACUUGAUGUCCCUAAAAUGAAAGAAGAAAUGAAAGACUUUUAUAAUAAAUUAAAACAUCGAGCACGAGGGUCUUCACCAGAUAUCAGGCAAAUCGAUCUUGAUGUAAAUCGAACAUAUAGGGAUCAUAUCAUGUUUAGAGACAGAUAUGGUGUUAAGCAACAAUCCUUAUUCCAUGUUUUAGCUGCAUAUUCAAUAUAUAAUACGGAGGUUGGAUACUGUCAGGGAAUGAGCCAGAUCACAGCUUUACUCCUCAUGUACAUGAAUGAAGAAGAUGCCUUUUGGGCCCUGGUGAAACUACUCUCAGGUCCUAAACAUGCUAUGCAUGGCUUUUUUGUUCCUGGUUUUCCAAAACUGUUGCGGUUUCAAGAACAUCAUGAGAAAAUAUUGAAGAAGUUUUUGUCUAAACUUAAGCAACACUUCGACUCCCAGGAGAUCUCCACGAGCUUUUACACAAUGAAGUGGUUUUUUCAGUGUUUCCUUGAUCGUACUCCCUUUACAUUAACUCUCAGGAUAUGGGAUAUCUACAUACUUGAAGGAGAGCGAGUUCUCACUGCUAUGUCUUACACAAUUCUGAAACUACAUAGAAAACAUCUGCUGAAAUUACAAAUGGAAGAACUUGUAGAAUUUCUUCAGGAGACUCUAGCCAAGGAUUUCUUCUUAGAAGAUGACUUUGUAAUAGAGCAGCUCCAAAAUUCAAUGUCUGAACUGAAACGAGCAAAGUUGGAUCUACCAGCAGCUGGUAAAGAAGAUGAAUUUCCAAAGAAGCCGUUGGGACAAAUUCCAUUGGAACCUCAGCCUGCCAUGCUUAAUCUUACUCAUAUGCUCAAUGGACAGAGCAACACUAGUAUUUCAAGAACACAGACAGCAAGAAGGACAGAAAGGAGACUAUCUCCUGAAAAAGUACAAGAAGAUUCACCAAAUAACCGAAGAAGAAUUAAUUCACUGGAAAAGAAGCCUUCUUUAAAACAACAAAAGCCUGGACCAGUAGUCCGGAGUGAGCUAUCUAAGAAUGACGUAGAUAUCAGAAAAAAGCCUCAGUCAACAGUACAAGACAGUUCUAGACAAUAUAACAAUGCAGCUGCUAACCAAAAUUCUAAUGCUACUUCAGGUACAAGAAGGGAAUUUGUACCUAAAUGGAAUAAACCUUCAGAUAUCAAAGUUAUUGAAAAGACUACUAAACUUACCGUGGAGGUAAAAGGUAGGUCAGUAAACCAUGCUAUUUCAGGCACGCCACCAAGUCCUGGUGAACCACAGCCAUUGAAUGUAAAGCAAAAGAUGAGGGGUUUGGAUGCUGAUGGAGGUAAGCGAGGGUCUAAUGCAUCGCAGUAUGACAAUAUUCCAGGUGUUGACCAUGAGAAUGAGAAUCCUGUUGAGGAGAUGCUAGAAAGAGCUCAUCCGCAAAGUCCCAGGAAUGUAACAUACUCUAGUAGUCCUAGAAAGCAAGGUGCAAAAAUUCCUGGCCCACUAAAAAUAUCCAACAAUUAUGCCAUCAGUUCCCAACAGAGAAGCCCAAGAUAUUCAUCUCAGUCUGAUGGGUCAGAUCACAGAUCAAAUGUUAAACAGCCACCACCAUCUUAUAGUAACCCACCUACGUACCAUGGAAACACUCCAAAGCAUGCCUCCGGCGCAAUUAGUGCAAGUUUUGUACCUUCACAGUAUAAUCAUGGGAAUCGAACCAACACUUCUGGUAGACCAUAUGGUUCUAUUUUUUCAACAGAUUUUUCUCCAGAUAAACCACAUAUGAACUCUUAUCCUGCCAAUCGCCAAAAUCCUAUUUCUCCACCUUCUAGUCGAAUAGAAGUCUUACCUGUUGAUGCCUAUCCUGGCAACUCUAGAUCACCCUCAGGUGUCAAAUUUAUAAUUCCUCCAGUGGAUUAUUUGCCAGACAACAGAAAGAGGCCGGAUGCUGCUUAUAUGUACAGACAUGAGAUAUACAGGCAGCCCUGGAACCAAGAUGCUAACCAAGGCCACUUGGGUAAUUUACAGAAGUAUGCAGCCAGUCAGCCAACACCUUUUCAGGACCAUAAUCUUCCAACUGUUUCUGUGGAUAGUCCAAUAAGAUAUAGGACUUCACCAACCUUGGAAGAACAUGGUUCAGCACAAUAUCAAUAUUCAGGCCCACCAGCCCCUGCCCAGCACUACAGAAACCAAAAUGAUGGGAUGUCUAUGCAUGAAUCAGUGCUUCUGUGA
This is a messenger RNA of Emys orbicularis (European pond turtle), 2604 nucleotides long. It is a transcript of the gene USP6NL, whose product is annotated as USP6 N-terminal like. Lineage: Eukaryota; Metazoa; Chordata; Testudines; Emydidae. Bases 1 to 2604 code for a protein of 867 amino acids. The record is from RefSeq and is a predicted model, not a curated record. The transcript has 14 exons.